This is a messenger RNA of Coccinella septempunctata (seven-spotted ladybird), 4408 nucleotides long. Its product is annotated as ATP-binding cassette sub-family C member 4-like. Gene Ontology annotation, cellular component: membrane. The record is from RefSeq and is a predicted model, not a curated record. Lineage: Eukaryota; Metazoa; Arthropoda; Insecta; Coleoptera; Coccinellidae. The coding region runs from base 119 to 4078 and encodes 1319 amino acids. The transcript is spliced from 9 exons. Gene Ontology annotation, biological process: transmembrane transport. Gene Ontology annotation, molecular function: ATP binding; ABC-type transporter activity; ATP hydrolysis activity.
AAUGGAAUUUUAAUAAAAUAUCUAGAAUGUGCUUGAGACGCCUCCCCAUGUUGAACUAUCAUCUCAUUAUCAUAUCCGUAUUAUAAAGUGAGAAAUAUAUAUCUAAUUAUCUGUGAAGAUGGAUAGGGGCUAUGUGGUAGAUCGAAAAGAGCACCCGAAAGAUACUGCGGGUAUUUGGUCAUUGUUGACUUUUUCGUACAUACAUCCUAUCAUACGCAGAGGAAAUAAGAGGGAUCUAACUGAAGAUGACAUUCCCAAAGUUUGGUCAAAAUUUAAAUCGACCGAACUGGGCGACAGAAUGGAGCAGGCCUGGGAAAACCAAAAGGUGAAAAAGGGUCAGAAGAAAUCGGUUUUUCGAUUGUUAGUCGAUUGUUUUUGGAGGCAAUACCUGUUGCUUGGGAUAUUCCAGUUGGUUGUGAAAGUUACAUAUGCUAUCCUCACCCCUCGGGCUGUGGCCACUUUAGUGAACUACUUCAAGGAGGGCCAAACUGAGAUAUCGAAAAACGAAGCAUGGUUCAAUGGCGCAAUAGUAAUUUUCACGAAUGCUGGCUAUCUUUUCUACGAGCAUCAUUACGUCCUGUUAAAAACCGAAUUCGGAAUGCAAAUAAUUAUCUCUUUAUCCUCGCUGGUCUAUAGGAAAGCUCUCAGACUGAGUCCGGCAAAGUUGGCCGAGAUCUCCAUUGGCAAGAUCAACACCGCCUUGGUGAAGGACGUGGUGCAGAUUGAAGAAGCAACUUAUUAUUUGAACGAUCUUUGGGUGGAGAUAGUACAGUCGAUUGUGGUCCUGUAUCUGCUCUAUUCAAUGGUUGGCAUUUCUGGGAGUGCUGGCUUAGGGACCGUUUUCAUCGUGAUAAUCGCACAAUUGUACAUAGCGCUCGUGGUUUUCAAAAAAAGAAAAGCUGCGAACAACAAAUCGGACGAAAGGCUUCAACUUACUCAAGAAAUAAUCACAGCUAUAAGGGUGAUAAAGAUGUAUGCUUGGGAAAAAUUCUUCGCCAAAAAAAUUAUUGGUGCACGAAAGCAAGAAAUACGUAAGAUAAGAACACUAACUGUGCUGAAGUUCCUAGCUAUGUUCUUGGGCAACUUGUGCUACAAGCUAUCCUAUCUUUUCAUCAUCAUUGUUUACCUUUGGACUGGUCAUAAUUUGUCUGCAGAGAUGGUCUACUUCACAGCAACGUGCUACCAGAGGUUAAGGAGGGCCAUAGCUUUCAUCAUACCCAUAUGUUGUGGAUCAAUCGCCGAAUUCAUAGCUUGCUUGAAGCGAAUCGAAACUAUUCUUGUCGCUGAAGAGAUAGAUCCCAACGAGCAGAACACCCCAGAGUCUGUCAUUAUGCCCAAAGUGGAUUUCGUUUCGGUGGAUGUAGGUGUUAAUAAAACUCCAAUUUUGAAAGAUGUCAGCAUGAAACUCAAACCGGGUUUGAAUGUUCUUAUUGGUCCAGUUGGUUGUGGUAAGAGCACCCUCAUCAAAGCGAUCUUGAAAGAGUACAUACUUCUAUCUGGAAAAAUGAAUAUUGAAGGAACACUCUCAUACGCGCCACAAAACCCUUGGGUGUUUCCAUCAUCCAUAAAACAGAAUAUUGUGUUCGGUCAAGCAUUCGACGAGGUAAAAUAUAAGAGAGUACUUGAAGCCUGUGCGUUGAAGUUUGAUCUGGAUGGUUUAGCUGAAGGAGACGAGACCAUUCUAAGUGAUUGUAGUGUGAAUCUGAGCAAAGGUCAACAAGCUAGAGUGAACAUAGCGAGAGCUCUUUACAAAGACAGCGACAUAUAUCUGUUCGACGACUCAUUGUCCUCUCUCGAUAGUCACGUAAAGCAAUACAUCUUCGAAAACAGCAUCCAAGAAUAUUUGAAAGAUAAACUGGUCAUUCUCGCUACCCACGACACUAAAUUCGUAUCUAAGGCAGACAACGUCGUCAUAAUGUUGGAUGGGACUGUAACCUACUCCGGUAAACCUAUGGAUAUCCCUCAGAAGCUCACCCAAAGUCUCGAGAGCCUUGAUAAAGAUCUAUGCGAAUCUGACGAGGAGAAUGACGAUGAGAGCAAGGAAACUGAAGAAGACAAACCGUGCAAUGAAAAGACGGAGUUGAUAGCGAAAAUGUGCUCUUCGACCAAGGCAAAUGUUUACCACGAAAGCUUAGCAACAGGGGGGAUAGGUUGGGAGAAUUACAAAAAAUAUUUCAUGUUUGGAGGUGGUUUUGUUAUAUUCUUCAUCGUGUUCGGGGUUUAUGUGGUCGUGGAGUUUUGUUCGGGUUACUCCGAUAAAUUGAUGACUCAUUGGGUUCUACUGGAAGAGAAAAUUGCUCUAAAUCAAAAAAGAUCAAUGAUGACUUCGAAUACGAACACUACCAGCAAUUUUGCCUCAACCACUACAGAUUAUAUUCUAGAAAAUAUUUCAUCAAUCUCCUACGACUACGAAAGCACGAGUAGUUAUUUUACAACUGAGACAUCCUCUGAAGACCUUUCCACAUCUUUCACAAUGUCAACAAUUUUCACAAACGAUACAUCAAGUAAUAUUACUUCACCAAUAGAAUAUCUCUUAUAUGAGCGAAUAUUUUACCAAAAUUGGUAUUGUUUUCUGGUAAUAGCUGCCUGUGUACUUUCUUUUGUUGCGAACGUUUUAUUCUUCAUAUUCAGCUUGAAGGUUUCGAAAAAUUUGCAUAAAUCUAUGAUAACCAACGUUCUCGGUUCACAUAUAUCUUUCUUCGAUGUGAACAUGAGUGGAAAUAUUAUGAAUAGAUUUUCCAAGGAUUUGUUCAACAUAGACGAGUGGAUACCAUAUAUCAUCAACGAAGCCAUGAAGAUGUUAACUAUGAUGACAUCUACAGGAUUAUUGAUUGCUUCAAUCAACCUGCCGUUCACAAUAAUGACAAUCGCUUUGGUUGUGAUAUUCUUCUUGGCUUCUCGCUAUUGCAUAAAACCUGCACGAACACUGAGACGUUUAGAUAUGGCUACAAGGAGUCCUUUGCUUGGUCAUCUUAACGCUUCCCUGGAAGGAUUAACAACAAUAAGGGCAUACGGUACACAGUCUGUCCUUGCAACUGAGUUUGAUAAACAUCUCGAUCAUUACAUUGCCGCCCAUCAUUCGUUCGAAAUUCUGAUGAGAUGCCUGUCUUUUUCACUACACAUGCUGUCUGCUGUCUAUGUCACUACCAUCAUUUUGAAGUUUUUAGGACAAGAAGGUGCAUCCUCCUCGAAUGUUGGAUUGGCCAUAACCCAGUCCUUCGUCCUGAGCAAUUUCCUCGACUGGGGAGUACGCCAAUGGGUUAUGCUGGAGAGCAUCAUGACCAACUUCCAACGCUCGGUGGAAUACACGGACGUCAAGCAAGAAUUGCAGACCGGCCAAUGCUUGUCCAACUGGCCAUCCCGUGGAUGCAUCAAGUACCAGAACGUCAGCCUGACCUACAGAGAGAAUAACGAGACAGUCCUGAAAAACCUGAAUUUCACGAUAGAACCGAAUGAGAAAAUCGGAAUUGUUGGUAGAACUGGGGCCGGGAAAUCUUCCAUAAUCGUAACACUAUUCAGGCUAUACGACUGCGACGGCGACAUCGUUAUAGACGACGUCAGUAUCAAAACGUUAUCACUGGAUUAUCUCCGAAAUAACAUCAGCAUAAUACCUCAAGAUCCGAUCAUAUUCAGUGGAUCGGUGCGUUCCAAUGUUGAUCCUCUGAGAAAAUUCUCGGAUAACGAUAUCUGGCAAGCGUUGAGUGCUGUCAAUCUCAAAGCCUUUAUAACUGAUCUCGAUGAAGAUAUACACGAUACCGGCCUCACCUACAGCGUUGGCCAGAGGCAGCUCCUGUGUCUAGCUCGCGCCAUAGUCAGGAAAACUAAGAUCAUAAUUCUGGACGAAGCCACAGCGAAUAUGGACGAGGAAACAGAUCUCUUCAUCCACAACAAAAUCGAGCAGUUGUUCGAGAAUUGUACAACCAUCACUGUCGCCCACAGGUUGAAUUCAGUGAUGAGAUGCGAUAGGGUCAUAGUGAUGGACCGAGGAGAGAUAAUAGAGUUCGAGAGUCCGAAUGCUCUUCUAGAGAAUAAAGAUAGUAUUUUCUACAAGAUGGUGCAUCAUCAUGAUGAUCAGUAAUUUUAAUCUUGUGGGAGCUAAGUUUGUACUCAAACUUCAAGAUUCCAUUGAGCAAAGUUGUGUUUGUGAUAAUCACAAAUUUAUUGAAGACUGAACGUUCGAUUUAUUGAAUGUAAAUAUCGUUUAAUUUGUUUAUGCAUUCUGCGAUUGUUAUUUUUGCUUCCGUAUUUGACUGUUCAAGACUGUUAAGCAAUCAUGUUUAAUACUCAAUUGCGAUUGGUCAAUACGAAACAGUUGAGAGAAAAAGCAGAAGGGAAAUGAUCUGCUUUUUCCUUAUUUCACAUCAUUUUGUAAUUCAUUUUUGAAAAUAAAUUUCAUAAUCUAAAAAGA